This is a messenger RNA of Endocarpon pusillum Z07020, 849 nucleotides long. RefSeq lists its product as uncharacterized. The record is from RefSeq and is a predicted model, not a curated record. Gene Ontology annotation, biological process: intra-Golgi vesicle-mediated transport; Golgi organization; protein transport. Lineage: Eukaryota; Fungi; Ascomycota; Eurotiomycetes; Verrucariales; Verrucariaceae. Gene Ontology annotation, cellular component: membrane; COG complex. Bases 1 to 849 code for a protein of 282 amino acids. The transcript has 2 exons.
AUGGGCAGCCGUUUCUACUUUGGAGGCUCUGACGAUUCUGGCUCCGAACUCGACGGCAAUGACUCCAGUCUACCUUUCCCCAAGCCGCUUGUACGCUCAGCGUUUCUCGUACCAGAUUUCGAUCCCACCACAUUCCUUGCAAACCUCUCCGACCGAUAUCAGACAUUGGAGGAUUUGCGGAAUGAGCUGCGAGAGCUGAGCCAGUCUCUAAGCAAAGAACUUCUCGAUCUCGUCAAUGACAAUUAUCAGGAAUUUCUAUCACUUGGUAGCACACUGCGGGGUGGAGAAGAGAAAGUGGAGGAGGUCAGAGUUGGCCUCCUAGGCUUCCAACGAGACCUGCAUGCGGUUCGAGGGAAGGUGGAGCAACGGAGGGAAAAUGUGGCUGCUUUGAUUGAUACGAAAAAAUCAACAAUGAAGCAAAUACAGAUUGGCAAGUCAUUGCUGCAGAUUGCGGAACAAAUUGAACAUCUCGAGGCAAGCCUGAUGAUUGCAGCAACCACUGAUGGGAGCCCGAACGGAUCAGACGACCAAAGGGAGAUUCUUUCUGACGAAAGUGAUGAAGAUGCUGACGAAGGAGGAGCGUCGUUGCAUCGUCUGGAGCGUCAUGCCGAACAAUUUAUGGUCCUCAAACUGCUUCUUCGACGCCACAGCCCUACACAGCCAUACAUCAUCAGUCAGACGAACCGUAUCGCCCGGAUCAAAUCGACCCUUUCCCUCGAUCUUGAGGGAGCCUUGAAAGCACUCAAAUGUGGGCAGAAAGAUCAUCGGGGCGAUGAUUCGCGUAUAGACCGACUCGAGACGCUGCUUGUCUCUACGAAUGAGCUGGAGCAGCCAGCAGAAGCUACCUAA